UUGAAUAGGUACAUAUUGUAUAUAUACACGUAUGUUUGAUCAUAAACUACUUCCAUAAAUGCUUGUAUAUUAGGUACAAUUGUGGUUUCAUCUCAAACAUUCUUAUACCUAUGUACCUAAAAUUUAUUUGUACUUCUUAUAGUACAAAUUGAACAAAGUUUAUAGCUAGGGAUAUCUAUCUUGUUGCGUAUAAUCUGGUUGUACAUGAAUAAUGUCUAGAUAAGUUAAUAAACUAGGAUAAUCCAAUUUCCUACAUCUAGAUAUAUGGUAGAAAAGAUUGUAUUUUUUUUUUUUAUUAUUAUUAUGUGUCUAAUCAAUGACUAGUACAAAUGGAUUUGUCUUGAAAUGAAGACUGGCUUGAAGCCCAAGAAGGGUCUGAAGAAGCUUUGAAAUAGGUAGUCACCCCAUAGUUAGCGGAAUCAGAGUUUUAAAAACAAUGAAAAAUCCUUUGUUAUCCCCAAGAAUCUUGUCCACAGCUUUGAUAAAUACCCUUAUUUUGAAACACCAUAUUCUUUUUUGUGUAUGGAUCUAGACUACCCACCGUCCAAAAGCCAACAAAAAAGAAAAAGAGAAACUCCAUAGCCAUUUUUUUAAUAGGGUGAGAUUUGUAUGUGAGUGAAGAAGCGUGUGGGAAUGGCUGCUCAGAUCAGUAGCAAGCUCUACUUGAAAGCUUUUGUCCUAUUCAUGUGGCUUAUUGUCUCCACACUUGGUCAGAGCCAACUAAGAUGCGAGUCUAGUAGUAACAACAACAACACUUCAUCUCGAGAUGUCUUUGGCUUCAAGUGCAGUACUACUAGUACUAGUAAAAAUGGAUCACUGAACAGAUGCGAGACAUUUGCCAUUCUUAGAACCAAUACUCACUUCUCUUCUCUUUCAAAUUUAAGCUUUUAUUUGGGUCUUAAUCGGUUUGUGGUUGCUCAAGCUAAUGGCAUUUCUCCAGAGACUGAGUUCCUCCCCAAAGACCAGCCUUUGUUGAUACCAAUCAAUUGUCAAUGCAACCUUGGAUUGUUUCAAGCUCAGCUGGCCAAAACUACUGUCGAAGGGGAAAGCUUUACUGAGACUGUUGAAUCUUUAGAGGGCUUGACAACCUGCAAAGCCAUCAAAGAUAAGAACCCAGGUGUCUCAUCUUGGGAUCUAGGUGUUAAAGUUUUCAGCUUACUGAUUCCACUGCCUUGUGCUUGUCCUUCAUCUGGACUUAGUCCAAUACCAACUCUUUAUCUUACUUAUCCAGUUACUCAAGGCGAUACAGUUUCUAACUUAGCCAUUAAGUUCAAUACCACUAAAGAAGCUAUCAUCUCUGCAAAUAACAGAUCAUUUGGAGCAAUUAAAGAAAGCUUAACACCCUUUACACCUCUCAUUGUCCCAGUUACUACUAGUAAGCCUGUUCUUGGUUCACUUGUUAAACCCCGCCAACCCAAUUUGCGCUUUCCGGCUUCUAGUAUCCCAGUCAUUGGUCCACACAAGAAGAAAUCGAAGAUGAGGAAGGUUGGACUAUAUAUUGCACUUACUGCUAUCUUUGUAGGUGUUAGCAUAGCAGUUGCAGCCGCUUUCUUAAUAUUCCAAAUGAAGAAGAAGCAGAGUUUAUCGUGCAAAGGAUCAGGUGAUGUGGAGCUUCAACAGCUAAGUUUAAGUGUAAGAACCAUAAGUGACAAUAAAGUUUCUUUUGAAGGAUCUAAUCAGGAUACUCUUGAUGGCCAGACCGUUAACAGCACAACACCCCGGAAGGCGCUGGUUGAGACUUACACGGUUGAGGAGAUGAAGAAAGCAACAGAAGAUUUCAGUUCAAGCAACCAUAUUGAGGGUGCUGUCUACCAUGGCCGUCUCAGUGGGAAGAACUUGGCUGUAAAGCGCAUAAGACAAGAACUCAUCUCCAAAAUUGAGUUUGGUUUCUUCAACGAAGCAAUUCACCACCAUCCCAACAUAAUAAGGUUGUUAGGGACAUGUUUGACAGAAGAUGGUCCCGAUUCAUUUCUGGUUUUUGAGUAUGCUAAAAAUGGUUCUUUGAAAGAUUGGCUUCAUGGUGGAUUAGCUAUGAAAAACCAGUUCAUUGCUUCUUGCUAUUGUUUCUUGACAUGGAGCCAAAGGUUAAAGAUUUGUCUAGAUGUGGCCGUGGCUUUACAGUAUAUGCACCACGUAAUGGUGCCGUUAUAUGUCCACAGAAACAUCAAAAGCCGAAACAUUUUCUUAGAUGAAGAAUUCAAUGCCAAAGUUGGGAACUUCGGCAUGGCCAAGUGUGCAGAAGACAACACAUCAGACCCUCAAAUCUGUUCAUCAAAUCCUGCAACUUGGAAUCUUGGCUAUUUGGCUCCUGAGUACAUUCACCAAGAAGUAGUCUCUCCAAGCAUGGAUAUAUUUGCUUAUGGAGUGGUUUUGCUUGAGAUUUUAUCUGGUAAAACGCCCAUUUCUAGGCCUAAUGAGAAGGGAGGAAGUAGUGUUUUACUUUCUGAGAAAAUUAAGUCCAUAUUGGAGUCAGAAGAUGCAGAUGAGCUAAGGGACUGGAUGGACAGUGCAUUAGGCGAAAACUACUCGUUCGAUGCAGCCGUUACAUUGGCCAAUUUGGCUAGAGCUUGCAUAGAGGAAGAUUAUGCUUUGAGACCAACAGCUGAAGAAGUUGUUGAGAAAUUGUCAAGACUAGUUGAAGAGGCACCAGAAGGAGAGUGUAGUUUGAUCAGUGAGAGCUCUUCAAAACCUCUGGUCAAAGCUGCUGCAGACAAUAUGUGAAUAAAACUCUUUUUCAAAAUCCAAACAAGUACAUGUUAUGAAUGGUCAUUUUCAAUGCCUUUGGCUUGUUGCUAGUAACUAGUAAUUUUCAUGUAUUGUACAUAUGUAGUUAAGAAUAUGAGUUGCAUAUAUAAGAAGAAGGUUUCCAUUAUGUGUA
This is a messenger RNA of Humulus lupulus (European hop), 2878 nucleotides long. RefSeq names its product protein LYK2. Gene Ontology annotation, molecular function: protein kinase activity; ATP binding. The transcript has a single exon. NCBI's taxonomy places the organism in Eukaryota, Viridiplantae, Streptophyta, Magnoliopsida, Rosales, Cannabaceae. Gene Ontology annotation, biological process: protein phosphorylation. The coding region runs from base 634 to 2721 and encodes 695 amino acids. The record is from RefSeq and is a predicted model, not a curated record.